AUGGGGUGGAUCAACGACAGCAGAGACGAUGUUCCACCUCGUUCAUCGGGGUGGGCGGACUUGGUGCUUGUUACUGCUUCGACCGAAACACGGGAUCGCCACAAAAAGGCUUUCUCUACUAUCGCGCGAGACCUGGCUGACCAUCAUCCGGAGAUGAGACGAGCGUUAGCGCAUGCAGUCAAGAAUCAAAUUGCGCUCAAGACUACACCGGACAUUAUACAGCAGUGCCACGCAGAAGCUUUCCGAGUUACCCGUGGGGCCCGUCGUGAUCGUUAUCGACGCACUGGACGAAAGUGGGUGGCGAGGCAGUGGAGACACGUAGUGACCUUCUUCGCAUUCUUUCCGUCACCUCCCGCCCGCUUCGCGACAUUUAGGAUUCAAGUGGUUGAACGCGAUAUCUGCACCUACGUAUCGGAGAAAUUAGAAGGGCUUCGGAUUUUUGGGAGCAAAGAGUUAACAGCCCUCGCCCAGAAAGAUGAUGGUCUUUUCGAGUGGGCACGUCUUGCUUGCAAAUACAUCGAAGCACCUCCUCUCGGCUCAUCUUCUGUUCAGUUCUUCAAUGUCAUCGUGUCCCGCGAUGGUGUCGAACGGGGGCACUUGAUUUUGAAGCAGAUCAUACCAAAGGACAGAUACAGACCCCAAGUCUCAGCAAACACAGUCAGCGAUGUUUCGUUCCGUAAUGGGACAAAUUCUUGGCACACCUCCUAUGACGACCACACAUUUGUGCUGGAUGGAUAA
Molecule: messenger RNA, 738 nt
Organism: Suillus fuscotomentosus
Lineage: Eukaryota; Fungi; Basidiomycota; Agaricomycetes; Boletales; Suillaceae
Exons: 4
Coding region: 1-738 (245 amino acids)
Source: RefSeq, a predicted model, not a curated record